Acanthocheilonema viteae is the source of this 3717-nucleotide messenger RNA. Lineage: Eukaryota; Metazoa; Nematoda; Chromadorea; Rhabditida; Onchocercidae. The record is from the annotation of a GenBank genome assembly.
AUGAGUUGGAAUGGCACGAUGAUGUGCGAUGUGAUGCCAACUAUUUCUGAAGAUGGUGUUGAUCCUCCACAGGGGUCUGGUGCAGAAUCAGGUGAUUUGUCAGGCUCGACUGGCGAUCAGAAUCGUAUCGAGCAAUUGAUGGUGAAUAUGCUCGACGAACGCGACAAAUUACUUGAACAGUUGCAGGAUGCUCAACGGCGUAUCGACGACUUGCAACAGCAUGUGAAAGAUACCGAACGUGACAAGGAAAGCUUGCGUAGACAAUUCGACUUGCAAACUCAGCAUUUGCCCGGAGAACUACAGUCACUAACCAAGGAAUUGGCUCAGUUACGUGAACAGUUAUUAGAAAAAGAUGAAGAAAUUGUAGAGUUGAAAGCAGAACGGAAUAAUACGCGAUUACUGUUAGAGCAUUUGGAGUGCUUGGUCUCUCGACACGAACGAUCUUUGCGAAUGACAGUUAUGAAACGACAGGCUCAGAGUCCAGCUGCUGGUGUGAGUAGCGAAGUAGAAGUUUUGAAAGCACUUAAAUCACUGUUUGAGCAUCACAAAGCAUUGGAUGAAAAGGUCCGUGAACGUCUACGUGUUGCAAUGGAGCGUGUUGCAACGUUAGAAGAUGAAUUGUCGACAAAAGGAGAUGAAAAUUCGUCUCUAAAGGCGAAAUUAGCGAAAGUAAUAGCCGAAGUUGAGGAAGCGCAUCAGCAGCUAAAUGCGUCUCAGAAUGGGGUAACAGCGGAAAAACAGCAGCAGCAAAUUGGAUCGGUAGAAUCUGCAGGAGCUCUGGUUGAAUUACAAGAAGCAUGUCAGCGGUUGAAACAAGAAUUAUCUAGCAGUAUGCAGCAAUGUCAGGAAUUAAAUAAUCGGAACACAGAAUUAGAAGUCCAACUUACUGCAACGCAAAAAGAAGGCCGAAUGGAGCAGGAUCAGGUUAACAAGCUACAGCAUCAUCUUCAAGAGUUACAAGCACAGCGUGAGGAUCAAGAGGCACGGAUUUCAACUUUGGAAAAUCGUUACAUGAGUGCACAACGAGAAGCGACAUGUUUACGUGAUUUGAACGAUAAAUUGGAGCAUCGGCUUGCAAAUAAAGACGCUGCAGUUAGACUGAAUGAAGAGAAAGUACGUAGUUUACAAGAACGUCUUGAACUAGCCGAAAAGCAAUUGGCUCAAAGUUUGAAAAAAGCAGAAUCAUUACCAAGCGUAGAAGCAGAAUUGCAGCAACGUAUGGAAGCUCUUACUGCUGCAGAACAGAAGCAGCUGAGUGCUGAAGAGCAAAUGAAUCGGUUGGCCCGACAAGUUGAGGAGCGAAGCGCAGAACUGGAGCGUGCUGUGCAACGGGAGAAAAUGAAUGAAGAACAUAACCAACGUUUAUCAUCCACCGUUGACAAACUGCUGAGUGAAUCAAACGAUAGGCUACAAUUACACUUGAAGGAGCGUAUGCAGGCCCUUGACGAAAAGAAUCGCUUAACUCAACAAUUGGAACAAACAAAGAAAAUCUAUGACCAAUGUGAGCGAACGAAAGAACGUCUGCAACGUGACAAUGAAAGUUUGCGGCAAGAAAUUGAAGCAUUACGUAAUCAACUUUAUAACGCUCGUACUGCUCAGUACCAUUUCAGGUUGCACAGUUCACCUAUGAUAUUGCCUGUAGCAGCGUCACCUGUACCUGUACAAUCUCCUUCAGGACCCGGAGGACCGCCACCGCCUCCUGUUGUGGCUGUCGGAACAUCCACUGGUACUGCAGUUUACGGUGGAAUACGCCGUGCACAGAAGGGCAGAUUGCAAGCGUUACAAGAAGAUCCAAGUAAAGUGCAAACAUUGAAUGAGCAAGAGUGGGAUCGACUGCAACAAGCACAUGUGCUUGCUAAUGUGCAGCACGCUUUUUCAUCGUCAUCAUCAAUGAUGGAUAUGACUGGAGGCGGUGGUGGAUCAACCGCUUGCGCACCGGUCCCAAAUACUUCAACAAUGCCCGGUGCUGCAGAUCCACAUGCUCUUGCUAAUAUGUUACAAGAAAGAUUGAAUGCUAUAAAUUCAGAAAUUCGAUUAAUAGAACAAGAAAAAACACAUGCCGAACGUAUUGCAGAACAGUUGGAAAGUCGUGCUACAGCAGUAGCUGCUGCAGCUGCUGCAGCAAAUGAAGAGUCACAAGCAUUAUCAACUCAUUCAACACCACGCAACUCACCUCAACAUGAUUUUUUGGUUACCAAAUAUAAUACGCUUCCCGCUAAUGCAUCAACGUCGCAUAUUCAUGGGGGUGCUAGUGGUGGGUCGGUGGAUUCUUCAUAUGGUCAUCAGUUUGGUGCGGUGGAUGAAAUGUCAAAUGGUGUGGCAACUUUUGAUUAUAGAAUUCGUGGCAGGAGAUAUCCAGGUGCAACGGAUCAAAUGCAACAUUCCUACACUGGUUCUCUUCUCGAUGAUGAAUGUAAUCCCAGUAUAGGCCCAGUUCCUCCAGGAAUAUUAAUGGAUCGGCUGUCGCCAACAUCAUCCAUUACUUCUUCACAGCAUGAUCACUCACCCAUUUAUGGGACACCGGGCAUCGCGAAAGGAUCAAAGAAGCAACGUUCAACCUCUUCGACAGCAGCAAAAACUCUCGGACGAUUAUUUAAUAAGAAAGUAAAAAGUAGCAGUUGUGGUAGUAACUUACGUCAAUUGGCACAAUAUGAACAAGGUGGUUAUUCAGACAGUGAAAUAUCAUCAGUAGAAGGCAUCGCUAUCAAUGCGGGUGCAGCCACAUCAUCUUCUCCGUUAACGGGUAACAAUCUAAGUAAAUCAGCAAACGGUGGAGUUGUACUCGGUGCUGCUGCAGCUGCUGAUUUUGAUAGAAGGAAGAAGAAGAAGUAUGAAUUGCUGGAGGAGGCAAUGAAAGCACGUACUCCUUUUGCUCUGUGGAAUGGGCCAACUGUAGUGGCAUGGUUGGAAUUAUGGGUUGGUAUGCCUGCUUGGUAUGUAGCAGCAUGUCGUGCGAAUGUGAAAAGUGGUGCAAUCAUGAGUGCAUUGUCGGAUCAGGAAAUACAGCGCGAAAUAGGCAUCUCAAAUCCAUUGCAUAGGCUAAAGUUACGAUUAGCUAUACAGGAAAUGGUUUCAUUGACGUCACCGUCAGCACCGCGUACAACACGUGCAACACUGGCAUUUGGUGAAAUGAAUCACGAAUGGAUCGGUAAUGAGUGGUUGCCCUCAUUAGGUCUGGCACAAUACCGGCCAGCAUUUAUGGAAUGUUUGUUGGAUGCUCGAAUGCUGGAACAUCUCUCCAAACGUGAUCUUAGGACGCAUCUCAAAAUGCUUGAUAGUUUUCACCGUGCCAGUUUACAGUAUGGUAUAAUUUGUUUGAAAAAACUGAAUUAUGAUAAGAAAGCAUUAACAGAAAGGCGAAAAGCUUGUGAGAAUGUCAGUAGAGAUGUACUAGUAUGGAGUAAUGAUCGUGUGGCACGUUGGGUUGAGGAAAUUGGUCUUGGGGCGUAUGCAACUCAACUUAAAGACAGUGGUGUACACGGUGCCCUUAUUGCACUUGAUCAUACAUUUGAUGCACAAAGCCUGGCGUUAUCCUUGCAGAUACCACCGCAGGAUUUUUCGGCUCGCCAAUUGUUGGAACAUGCAUUUGAACAAUUGGUAAUAGCUGGUGAUUGUCGGAGUAGCACGACAACAUUUGGUACUGGUGGUACAGAUUGUCGUGGUUCUACUACAGCAGUAAGUGCCUCAUCGGUACCCCCGCCAUCACCACCCAGUUAA